UGAGAAAGCGAGAAAGCACAACCAGCCAGACUUCGUCUCUCCUUUCCUCCCCUCUCUUUGCCUUCCUUGCCUCGCGCCACAGCACUGAAACAUCGCCAGCAGCUCCCGUCAACGUUGUGUUAGGGGCUAGCGGGGUGAAGCAGCCACAAACUCCACCCAACACAGCGAGCGUCACACGAAACGCGAGAUGAGGAUCUCUUUGCUUCAACUCUGCUUCGGCUUCAUUGCUGUCGGUUUGGUGUUGGGCGAGCAAGUUGAGGAGGCACCGUCCAGCAAUUUGUUCAAGAAGUUUAUCACCAAGACGAAGAAUGGCCUCGGCAAAGUGCGAAAGUCGCUUGCUGUUAAGAAGGACAAGGCGGUAGACGAGGAGGACCCGCUGGGAGAAGGGGUUGAAGCAGUGCUAGCCGCCAUCGACGAAUUCGUGGCCGAGGGGGAGAAAAACACCGCAAGAGCGGCGGAGGACGUAAAAAAAGUUGUCGACGAGACUAAGGAAUCGGUGAAGAGUGCUAUUUCAGCCUCUAAGGACAAGUUAGACGGAGUGGGUGCCGACAUCAAGUCGACGGUAGACGCAGUUGUCGAGGGUGCCGCAGCGGAUGUGGAGGCGGUCAGGGGGUCUCUUCAGGACGACAUCAAGCAUGUCGGAGAUCAAGUCACCGAAGACGCUAGUGAGGCCGCGGAAUCUGCUGCGGCAGCGUUUAAAAAGGCGCAAGAGGACGCUGAAGAGACCGCCGAGAAGGCGUCCACGGCUGCGGGAGAGUUGUGAUUUGGUGGAUGAGCUGUACUCUCCUCCUCGUCAACGGAACCUGAGCUAUUCGAAGAAUAGCAAGGACUGUUGGUGACGUUGCAAUAUCAGGCGUUCGUGUAAGGAGUGCAUUACGAAGAAUUCGGUACUGCACCUCUUGUCAGAUGUUGUGCGUGGUAAGUCCGGUUUGGUGACGUCCGUUCAAGCACUUCUUGUGCGUUUGGCUUCCUGGCGUUGCAGUCGUGACUGUGACUGCUAGUAGGGCAACAAUCUGUGACCGUUGCUCUUCCUCGCCGUACUUCUCUUGCUGUUCAAAGUAUUAGUUUUUUUAUGCAUAUUUUGGGUUUGGUUGAAAGUGCCUCUUGACUACUUGUAGAAGACCCAGACAUGCUUGACUUGGGAUUUUGAAUUUUGUAAUGUUAAAAAGUACGUGCGAUUGGGGUGGUUCAUAGGGAGAUUUGUGCCCCUCUAUUUGGACGUUGCCCUCAAUUUUUUGUGUGUGGAGCGUCCGCCGCCAGGUUUUUGUGGGCGCUGUCUGAUGUUUAUGUCUGGUACGGUCUGGAUCCCUUGUGUAUGGAAUCGUUUGGCCUUGGUAGAGCAGGAGUGCCAUACCUUUGUUUGAAAGUAGAAUAUCAGGACGAAUUCAACGUUCCUUUUUGCUUCCCGCACAUUGUGCCAAUCCAUCAUGUCACGAGGGCUGCUUCGGCAUGAUGGCGCCAGUCCUUGCGGCCGUAGUGUACUCCCCAAGACCACGACGAUGAUAUUUUUCACUGCAGUUUGCGUUUUCGGAUUACUUGGUCAAGGAACGGUGUGUUCAAGAGUUAACACAGCAUCAUCCGCGAGUAUGCACGGACGAGUACACAGGAACGCGUGAAAGAAUCGUGAGUUAGAUACGACAACGAAGCGAUGCCAUUCGAAGCUCGUCCUCGAUAUUCGCACGUGGGCGGGGAGAUUUGGAGUGGUUGCGAGAAUGAAAACAAAUGUAGUGACGCACACAAGCCAACUAGCUUGUGCAUGCCGGGAGGACGCUAGGGGCCACUAGGAACGGCCAGUUCAGCCCGCCUGGCGCGUUUCUCUUUCUGUAAGUCUUGACGGUGAUGACGCGAGAUUCAGGGCUCGUCGUGUGUGUACACAGCAGUGUUUGAAGUUUCGUCCCAGCUAUCAUGGGCGUCAAUCCAUUCCUUUCAGUAAAUGUUUCGUAUGCG
Ectocarpus sp. CCAP 1310/34 is the source of this 1947-nucleotide messenger RNA. The record is from the annotation of a GenBank genome assembly. Lineage: Eukaryota; Phaeophyceae; Ectocarpales; Ectocarpaceae.